ACGGUGGGAUAUUUUAUUGGAUGUUACAUUGUCAUUAAAUAAUUAUCAUUUGAAUUAUAAGUCAUUUUUAUGUGUUCUGCAAUUUUUUUCAUUUCAGUUACGAUAAUUACUUUGUGUAUUAUAGUUAUAAAUCGACUUGUAAAUUUAAAUUGUAUUUAGAUACGAACAGCACUAUGCGGGUGACGUGCGCACAUCUCGUCGGUAUUAUAUUGUUAGUCAACACUUUAUUGGCUCUUCUCGUGUCGAUUACUACGCCAUUUUGGGUAGCAGAUGAGACUUCAGAAAGUCAUUAUGGCCUCAUUGCAGCAUGUUCGGAUGAAUGUGAUUGGUAUUUUGAGGAGGAUUUUGGCACAUAUAAACGAUUACCGGACUGGUUUAAGGCAGCGCAGGGUUUGAUGGUUAGCGGACUUGCCACUGAAUUGAUAGCUUUGAUUGUGGCAAUAUUGUCUGCAUGCACAAAAUGUUACAGUUGCAGUCCACAUCGUCUUACUGCGGGGUUUCUCUUGGUGUCUU
This is a messenger RNA of Ruditapes philippinarum (Manila clam), 513 nucleotides long. RefSeq lists its product as uncharacterized. Gene Ontology annotation, cellular component: membrane. The record is from RefSeq and is a predicted model, not a curated record. Lineage: Eukaryota; Metazoa; Mollusca; Bivalvia; Venerida; Veneridae.